AUGGGUCCACCGUUGACCACAUGGCCUUACAGCCAUCCCAGAAUAAAAAGGGAGAGAGAAGAGGAGGAGGAAGACAGUGCUGGAAAAGUGUUCAGUGAUAGUAACAUUUACAGAAAGUGUUCAAUAUUUAAUCUCGUUAAUAAUUUUCGUGUAAUAUGUUUAAAUUUUACGGUUGUUUUAAUAUUUUUCCAAGUGUUUUUUAAUUUGCACUCGGUACAAGCCGGUCCAGUGAUACUUGGUCUGGAUUAUUUACAAGGUCCAGUGCCUCUAGCUAGAAAUAUAAGACACUUGCCAUGCAUAUCAAGACGAUCAGGCCAAGAAGGAAUGUGUAUGUUUGCCAUAGACUGCCUCAAAGCAAACGGCACUCAUUUAGGAACAUGCAUUGAUCGAUUCUAUUUUGGUUCAUGUUGCCAAGUUCCUGAUAAAACUGUGAUUCCACAGGUAGUUGAAAACAAUAUUGAUGAUAACUCAAUAGAUGGUGCGAAUUUCGUUCAUCCGCAGACCGAAGAUAAAGAUCAAAGCUUUGUAAAUAAAAUUCCAAGUAACAAAGAAAAAGAAGAUAUAGCGAAAAAGCCAUCUACGGAAAAAGUUACAGAAUAUAGUACAGAAUCGCAUGUAUCUGAAGCGGAUAUAUUAGAGACAAAGUCAGAUGAACAAACAACUCUCGAUAACAAAAUUGAAAACGAAGGUGUUAAAUUACCCACAACAGUUACAGCAAAUUUGGCUCAAAAGCAAACUACAAAGAUAAUAUCACAGACUUCUGAUGUAACGAUCACAGAAAUACCCAUGAAAUUUUCAACGUUCCAGACAGUAUCUGGAGGUAUUGGUAAUAUAGAAACAGAAAAAAUAAAGGAUAAUGAAGCAGACACUUUUGUUUCGACCACACAAACAACCUCUAAACCAAUUACGUCAACCACUACAAUAGCUAGCACGAAGCCUUAUGUGUCUAGAAAACCUAUAAAACCCACAUAUAAGCCAAGGCCAACAUAUCGACCAACAACUAAUUUUACAAAACCUCAAUACAGUCAAAAUGGAAAGCCAAGACCAACAAAACCUCUAUCAGUUUUUAACACAACCAGAAAACCUCCAUAUAAAACGCCACCAAAAAGGCAUUCAACUAAAAAACCUUUACCGUCACCACCGAGAUUAAAUAUAACUAUAUUACCUCAAUCAACCAGUACACGGCCAAUUUUUACUAGACCUUCUGCGCCUGCCAUAACUUAUAUUAACACGACUGUUUCUAAAACUGAAGAAGUCUCUACUUCAACCAUUACAAUUCCUAGUACUAAAACAACGACGACUACUUCGACAAUAAAAACCACAGCUUUCCCAACUGAACAAGUACCAGAAGUUACUGAGACAACUGUUUCUGAAUCUUCACCAACAACAACUUCUUCGACCGAAGCCGUAACAGAAAAGUCAACAGAGAAGGGUAUAAUUAUGACAACAGAGGUAUCCCAAGAUACUAUACGACCUGAAUCAGAUAAAGAGGCGAUUGUAACCACAGAAGCAAUAAUGGAAAACGAUACUGUUAAACUGACCACCAACUUUGAGACAACUACCGAAAUGGCAACGACUACGCCUGAGUUGAUAGCGUCAUCGGAAUCCCCAACUUUGGUUACGGGCUCAAGCACAGUAGAUGCGACAACUAAAACCCCUGAAGUUGUUACUACAUCUUCCGAUGAAGAAUGGUCCCCAAUAACUCCACCGGAAGGCUGGGUACUAAUAUCAACAAUGCAGCCGAAGCCUGAGACUACAGCCUCGAGUCCAACAACAACUUCAACAACAACUUCAACAGCAGCUUCCAUAACAACCCCAACAACAACCAAAUCAACCCCAACUACCACAAAAACAACCCCAACAACAACCACAACAACUUCGUCAACAACCGAAAUAAUCCCAACGACAACCACUACCACUACCACUACAACAACAACUACACCCACUCCUUCAACCACUACAACAACUACAGAACAAAUAACUACGAUCAUCCAAGAAACUGCACCUACACAAUCUGUUAUCUCAGAAUUAACGUCACCCAUCACAGAAUCAACAACAACCCAGCACACAACUGCAUACGUCCCCCCUAGUCUAUCUCAAUCACCAAUUACUAUAACUAUCCCGUCGGCAACAGAAUCAUCAACUUCAACAUCAACAACAACCUCAACGCUACAAAGCUCAAAAGUGCCAGUAACUCCACCUACAUCUUUGCCAACAACUGAAGCACCAAUUGUGGAGUUUACUGUAAACGUGACACUGUCACCAACUGUACCUAGCCCUACGUUGAGCGUGACGUCAGAAAAUGCUACAACAACAGCUUCGCCGAGUUACGCUACAGACGUCACCACACUUGAACCGUCUGAAAAUGAAACUACAACUUCGUCUCCCAAUGUGACGUCCUCGACAACGCUGAGCACCGAAACAAUCAACAUGUCUGAUUAUAGAGAUGUGUGUGGGCGACGGCUUUGGCCGCAGGGGCGCAUCGUUGGCGGCACCAAGUCGAGCUUCGGCCAAUGGCCGUGGCAGAUAUCGCUACGCCAAUACAGGACAUCUACGUAUCUUCAUAAGUGCGGCGCCGCACUUUUGAAUGAAAACUGGGCAAUCACCGCUGCACAUUGCGUUGAACAUGUACCGCCUUCAGAGCUACUAGUUCGUCUCGGCGAACACGACCUGGCGACUGAGGACGAACCCUACGGUUUCGCUGAGCGGCGUGUACAGAUUGUAGCCAGCCAUCCGCAUUUCGACCGAAACACUUUCGAGUACGACCUAGCACUGCUUAGGUUCUACGAACCCGUGACGUUCCAGCCGAAUAUUCUGCCGGUAUGCGUGCCGGACAACGACGAUGACUACGUGGGCAAGACUGCAUACGUCACCGGUUGGGGCAGGCUCUACGAUGAGGGUCCGUUGCCUACCGUACUGCAAGAAGUGCAAGUACCGGUGAUCAACAACACCGCGUGCGAAGCGAUGUACCAAGCUGCCGGAUACACGGAGCACAUUCCCAAUAUCUUCAUCUGCGCGGGCUGGAGGUCGGGUGGUGCGGACAGUUGUGAAGGCGACAGCGGGGGUCCGAUGGUGGUGCAGCGGGAGCGCGACGACCGCUUCGUGCUGGGCGGCAUCAUCUCGUGGGGCAUCGGCUGCGCGGAGCCCAACCAGCCCGGCGUCUACACGCGCAUCUCCGCCUUCCGUGACUGGAUCAACCAGAUACUGCAGUUCUAG
Messenger RNA from Parnassius mnemosyne (clouded apollo), 3216 nucleotides. The record is from the annotation of a GenBank genome assembly. NCBI's taxonomy places the organism in Eukaryota, Metazoa, Arthropoda, Insecta, Lepidoptera, Papilionidae.